Molecule: messenger RNA, 2012 nt
Organism: Cyclopterus lumpus (lumpfish)
Lineage: Eukaryota; Metazoa; Chordata; Actinopteri; Perciformes; Cyclopteridae
Gene: tmub2
Product: transmembrane and ubiquitin-like domain containing 2
Exons: 3
Coding region: 127-1140 (337 amino acids)
Molecular function (GO): protein binding
Source: RefSeq, a predicted model, not a curated record
ACGUCACGCCGGCUCGUCGCCUCUGUGUUUAUUAUGUGGUUUUUCAGGAGCAGCUGCUAACUAGCAUUUUAGCCUCGUCUUCAAACAUGCACUGAUCCAUUCCGCUGGCAGGUUUGAAGGACAGAGAUGGCAGUGUGUGCACUGACCAUGCUGGAUGGGAUGGAGGAGGAGGUGACGGCAGCAGGCGGCGUGUUGCUCCUGGUCCUGGCUCUCGCCUUCGCUUGGCUCUCAACCCAUGUGGCCGACCGGGGAGACCACAUACUGGGCACCAUCCUCACUGUGGGAGCUCACGCCUCUCUGAUCGGACUCGGAGGCCACGACAGCUACAGCGUAGGAUCGCCCAACGCCGACAACCCGGAACAGCAGACUCCCCCACCUUCUCAGGAGAACAAGCCGGAUAACAGUGAGCCAUCGUGUGAGAGGGGGGAAGGGGAUGGGACCGGGGAGGCAGCUGAGGGUGUUAGGACUGAUCUCCUGCUGGACAUACAAAGCAAACAACCACAAGCUAGAAGACUGCAUGCUUCAGAUGACGAGGAGGAGGAUGAGGAGGAGGAGGAGGAGGAGGAGGAGGAGGAGGAUGAGGAGGAGGAAGAUGAAAAGAUUAUCAAGCAUAUCCCUGUGUUGUCCAGCAUCAUCUCUCCCCCCACCAACACUGUCACUUCCAUCUCUGUCCGCCUGAAGUAUUUAAAUGACACAGAGGAGGUAGCGGUUGUCGAACCACAGGAUACGGUGGGAGUACUGAAAAGUAAAUACUUCUCAGGUCGGGAGCAUCUAAUCAAACUGAUCUACCAAGGCCAGUUGCUGCAGGAUCCCAAGAAGACGCUCCUCGCCCUAAACAUCAAACACAACAGCGUGAUCCACUGCCACAUCUCCCAGGCCCUGCACGAGGCGACACCCGAGGAAGGGGCUCAGUCCGGGUCCGGAGCAGGAGUCGGCUCUGGGGUCUCUGGAGGAUUCAGGGCCGCUGGUGUGGCCAUCAGCACCAGCAGCCUGGUGGUGCCCGUGUUUGUGGUGAUACUGGCCGUGGUGUGGUACUUUCGCAUCAACUACAGGCAGUUCUUCACCGCCCCUGCGACCAUCUCCCUCGUGGGAGUCACUGUGUUCUUCAGCUUUCUGAUAUUUGGGAUGCACAGCCGCUGAAAAGGCAGCGGACGUGCACACACACACACACACACACACACACACACACACACACACACACACACACACACACACACACACACACACACACACACACACACACAUCCGAAUGUUGUGAGGUAAAGUAAAGAUAAUUGCUGCAGUGGGCGCCGCCUGGAGAGAUUGGACCAAUCACAACGGGGCUCUGUGCAGAUGCCACAGCUGAUUGGAUGAGAGGCUAGGUGGGCUCGUCUGCACAUGAACCAAGAUUAAAGAAAAUGCGCGAUUGUACAGUAUAUGUUGAGUUAACAAUAAUCCGCAGUGAGUAAAGUUCAGCUGCAAUUGAACUUUUACUUUAGCUCCUCUCCAAACACGACUUAAACACUAUGUUUAAACACUCGGCUUUAUUCAUGUCUGCUCUUUUAUUGUUGCAAAAGAGUCAUGUUUUCUUGUUCGUCUUUGUUUUUUAAGGCCACUGUUUGUGUAAAAAAAAUAUAUAUAGUUAACUUUAUAGAUGCCAGAAUCUGAAAUAUUUUGGAACCACUUGUGCUGUGUUUUUAAGUACCAUUAUUUUGUGUCAUAUGAAUGAGUCAAGCUCCGUUUAAGCAAAUGUGGACUGUACAGCUGCCUCUUUACCAGGCUGUAAAUCUCCAAUAGUUUUGUUGCUCAAAAACUGUUGCUAUGUAGAAAUAGGCUAAUUUAAAUAAUCACUAGACAAUUUGAGAAUAUAUUGUAAAUACAUUGUGUAUUUUCUGUAAAUAAAAUGAUAGAAUGAAUCAGAUGAACCUGCAUCUGGCACUUAAAAGAUUUGGAGGGGGACGUUAAAACCCUCCUGAUUAUGCUGGACUGCUCUGGCUUCAGUGAUGUCUCAAAUUAAAGCAUUUCAAACCAAA